Peromyscus eremicus (cactus mouse) is the source of this 721-nucleotide messenger RNA. It is a transcript of the gene Vamp3, whose product is annotated as vesicle associated membrane protein 3. The transcript is spliced from 5 exons. Gene Ontology annotation, biological process: vesicle-mediated transport; vesicle fusion; SNARE complex assembly. The coding region runs from base 129 to 443 and encodes 104 amino acids. NCBI's taxonomy places the organism in Eukaryota, Metazoa, Chordata, Mammalia, Rodentia, Cricetidae. Gene Ontology annotation, molecular function: syntaxin-1 binding; SNAP receptor activity. The record is from RefSeq and is a predicted model, not a curated record. Gene Ontology annotation, cellular component: SNARE complex; plasma membrane.
CGCCUCGUCGGUUCCUGUCCGGCCCCUGCUCGUGACGUCACCGCGGCCCCGCCCGUCUCCCCAGCCUGGGCUGCUCGCUGCACCAGUCAGCCGACCCUCGGCUAGUCGCCGCCGCCGCCGCCGCCAAAAUGUCCACAGGUGUGCCUUCAGGAAGUUCAAGUGCGGCCACUGGCAGUAAUCGAAGACUCCAACAGACACAAAAUCAAGUAGAUGAGGUGGUUGACAUCAUGAGAGUCAACGUGGACAAAGUGUUAGAAAGAGACCAGAAGCUCUCGGAGCUCGAUGACCGUGCAGAUGCACUGCAGGCAGGUGCUUCUCAGUUUGAAACAAGUGCUGCCAAGUUGAAGAGAAAGUAUUGGUGGAAGAACUGCAAGAUGUGGGCGAUAGGGAUCAGUGUCCUGGUGAUUGUUGUCAUCAUCAUUGUUGUGUGGUGUGUCUCUUAAUGAAGAACCUGGUGAAACCGAAGCCCACUGUUCAGGAGCGUCUUCAAGACUUUCUACUUAGAACCUGCUGUGUUAUUGAGCUUGUUUUUCCAAAUGAUUAUUUUUGUUAGUUUACAUACAGUUCAGUGCCUAGAAAAUGUGCCUUUGUUUUAAUAUACACUCCAAACUGGGGGGUGUGCCCUAUCCUGCCCACAUUUUGCACAGUGCCUUCACAGAUUUAUGCACCGACUAGGAAAGAGGACUUCUGAUGCUCCAGAGUGCUGGAGUCUGGAUGGAUG